AAAACAUAUAUCAACCUUCCAAACAACACAGAACAGCAUGGAUUUCCUUCUUUCAUUUUCAACGACUCUGACCACCGGAAUCUUGGCCUUUUUACUCUUUAUUUGUAGUUUCUUAGCCCUUUCAAGGCGAGGAAAUGCUCAAAAGAAGAGAAUGCCACCACAAGCUGGUGGUGCAUGGCCGAUUAUCGGCCACCUACCAUUGUUGGGGGGGCCAACACCACCUCACAGAAUCUUGGGUGAAAUGGCAGACAAGUAUGGUCCUGUUUUCACUAUUAAACUCGGUGUUCAUCGUGCUUUGAUAGUAAGUGAUUCCGAAGUAGCAAAAGAAUGCCUAGCUACAAAUGAUAAGGCGUUCGCUACACGCCCGAAGUCAGUAUCCAUGGAGGUUUUGGGCUACAAUUACGCCAUGUUUGGCUCCAGCCCUUACGGAUCCUAUUGGCGCCACGCACGUAAAAUUGCCACAGUCGAGCUUUUAUCAAAUCACAGGCUUGAGAUGUUCAAACAUGUUCGAGAAUCGGAGAUGAAGGCAUGGAUAAAGGAAAUACACCACAUAUGGGAAAAUAACAAAGAUGGUUCCCAUAAUGUGUCGAUGGAGAUGAAGAGAUGGUUCGGAGACCUCACCCUGAAUAAGAAAGGGGGCUUAGGGGUUCGGGAUUUAAGGAAAUACAAUUCAGCUUUGCUAGGGAAAUGGUGGGCUCGUUUUGAGGAUAAUUCUGAAGGGCUGUGGAAGAAAAUUCUAAAUGCAAAAUAUUAUAACGAAAGGAGAGGCGUAGUAGGUGCAGGCAAUAUUAGAAGGAGAAGAUUAUCGAAAGUAUGGGAAGACAUUGUUAAAUUAGGGAAUGUUGGUAGUGAAAUGGGUGAGAUAGUAGGUAAUGCUUUUGUUUGGGAGAUUGGAGAGGAUAUAAAAAUUGGUGAGAUGGGGGAGUGGUGUGAGGGGGAAUGGAGGUGGAAGACUGAUUGGAAGAGGGAUUUAUCAAGAAGGGCUAGAGAGGAUGAGAGAUUACUACUAGAACAGAUAGCAGGGGUAAGGAUAAAAAAGGGUAUUGAAGAUAGGAGAAUUUGGAAACAUGAUGGCAAUGGAGAAUAUUCUAUUAAGAAGGCCUAUUCUAUUUAUAUGAUGAUCAAUGUGUGCUGGAAAAUGACCUGUGCAAAGCAAUUUAGAAUAAUCUUAUGCCUGGAAGAAUUUCCUUUUCUGCUUGGAGAUUGUUUUUGGACAGACUCCCAACUAAAAGCAAUCUAGAUCAAAGAGGCAUUCAAGUGGGAGUUACAAACAACCUUUGUGAAAGAUGCAAGGAGGAGGCAGAGGAUGUGAGGCACUGUAUGCUUAACUGCAAGUUCACUUACCAGACUGUGCAGCAACUAUCUCGUAGACCAGGGAGUGGAUUUGCUUGUGUUAAAUAUAUAAUUUGAGGAUUGAGGUUGAUAUAUUGAUAUUUCUUGAUAUAAUGGGUUUGAGAUCCCUCAAUCAGAAAAAACAAUUUUGGAAAAAAGAAAAAAACACUAAGAUUGAAAAUCUAACCUUAAUUUCAAACCUCCAGAAUUGUUUCUGAUUUCUCCGUUCUUAAUUGUUGAUGAACUUAUUGAGGUGGCUUAUCCAGCGGAAUCCAGGGACAGUGCUCUUCAAUUAAGAAGUAACAUGAAUGUCAGGUUUCUCAGAAAGUAACGACAGGGUUCCUCUUCCCUUUUUCGAUUGAAGAGGGCACCUGGUGAUGUUGCGCC
Molecule: messenger RNA, 1719 nt
Organism: Rubroshorea leprosula
Lineage: Eukaryota; Viridiplantae; Streptophyta; Magnoliopsida; Malvales; Dipterocarpaceae
Source: the annotation of a GenBank genome assembly